Molecule: messenger RNA, 275 nt
Organism: Acomys russatus (golden spiny mouse)
Lineage: Eukaryota; Metazoa; Chordata; Mammalia; Rodentia; Muridae
Product: ATP synthase membrane subunit K, mitochondrial-like
Exons: 1
Coding region: 1-180 (59 amino acids)
Source: RefSeq, a predicted model, not a curated record
AUGGCUAGUCCAGAAAGUGAUGGCCAAUUUCAGUUCACUGGUAUUAAAAAAAAAUAUCUCAACCCAUAUACUCUCACAGGUAGAAUGAAUUGUGUCCUGGCCAUAUAUGGAGGCAUUGCUUUGUUAGUCUUAUACUUCAAGUUAAGGCCUUUAAAAACUCCAGCUGUGAAAGCAACAUAAGUGGAUUUUGAAAUGUCUGACCUCAUCUGUUAAGCCCCAUGCCUGAAGAACCUGAUGUCAACUCAUCAUGUAGUACUCAGCUUCUACAAUAAAUU